Messenger RNA from Schizophyllum commune H4-8, 1152 nucleotides. Its product is annotated as NmrA-domain-containing protein. The record is from RefSeq and is a predicted model, not a curated record. The coding region runs from base 23 to 928 and encodes 301 amino acids. The transcript has 7 exons. NCBI's taxonomy places the organism in Eukaryota, Fungi, Basidiomycota, Agaricomycetes, Agaricales, Schizophyllaceae.
CCCACCAGCUAGUCUCAUCAACAUGUCUCGCAUCGCCACUAUCUUCGGUGCUUCGGGCGAGCAAGGCUCUUCCGUCCUCAACGCCGUCCUCAAAGACGGCACCUUCAAGCCCCGCGUUGUGACGCGCAACACCAACUCGGAGUCUUCCAAGAAAUUCGUCGACUUGGGCGCCGAGGUCGUCCAGGCCGAUUCCGGUGACAGGGAGUCGUUGAAGAAAGCUCUCGCAGGCUCUGAGGUCGUGUUCUUGGUCACGUUCCUCUUCGGGGCCACCAGCGAGUUCGACCAAGGCAAGAACGUCAUUGACAUCAGCAAGGAGGUCGGCGUGAAGUUCCUGGUCUUCAGCUCCCUGCCAAGCUUGACCGAGCUGUCAAAGGGGAAGUACACACAGGCCUUCCACUUCGACGACAAGCAGAAGAUCCAGAAAUACCUCGACGCCUCCGGCCUCCCAUACGCAUCUAUAAGCACCGGCUGGUUCCUUGAGAACUUCCUGAAAGUCAACCGCAAAGGCCAGCCUACCUUCGAGAAGACCGACCACGGCUAUGUCUACCACGCCUUCGGCUUUCCCGGCAUGGCAUACGCCGUCUCCUGGAUACAGCACGACCUCGGACAGACCUUCGUCACCCUCGGGAAACAGUAUAACACGCGCCCUGAUGAGGUGCUGGGCCAAAACUUCGUAAUUGGAAUUGCGCGCCCAAAGGUGGAGGAUAUUGUGAAGGAGCUGAGCAAGGGCCUCGGCGCUCCCGUUGAGCUGAAGUACGAAGGGAAGAUCGGACUUGCGCCCUUCGACGAGAUGUACGCGUCUGCGGCCGAGCUUGACUGGUACCCCGGUGUCGAGUUCCCCGACCCUCGCCUGGAGAAACUCGGCGUGAAGCUUGGCACCAUCGAGGACUUCGCGCGUACCACCUUGAAGGCGCAUGUAGGGGCGUAAGUGGUGAUCUGAAAGAGAAGUAGCAAAGUGAUUAAUGUAGAGUCACGGACUGCGAUGAUCUACGUGCAUGACCUGUCGAUGGAAUGGCUGCAACAAUCCUCGCAAAGCACAGGCGAGUCGAGCAACCCGGGAGGUUCGAAAGAAAUACACCGGAGACCACCGACAUCGGCAUCUCUGAGUUCAUGGGUUUGUGCGCAUCUUCGUAAAUCAUUACCUGACCCAUC